AUUAUAAUAAUUACAACUUCCUCUGAUUAGCCUUUUUCCUUUGGCUCAAUCAUGAUGACUUUUUUAAUUAGACCAUGUGGAUAGACAAAGAGCGCAAGGACCAGUGGCACAGUUGGCUUAUGAAGAGGCUUUAAAAGAUGGAUAUGUACAAGUUUACCGCGGUCAUGUUAUACUGGUUGGUCAGGAUCGCGCCGAGAUAAUGAGUGAAAAAAUAGCAGAUGGACACAGAGCACAGUUGGCUUAUGAAAGGGCUUUGAAAGAUGGGUAUGUAAAAGUUUACCGUGGUCGAAUCAUGCUGAUUGGUCAGGAUCGCGCUGGUAAAACCAGUUUGAAGAAGAGUCUGUUAGGCCUUCCAUUUGACCCUAAAGAACAGAGUACUGAGGGGAUUGAAGUGGAUCCUUCAAAGUGUGAAAUUGAUGUUGAUCAAGUUAGAAAUUGGCAAUCCACCAACGAGAAGAAACCAGGACUGUUAGAAUGUGCGAAAGAUGUGGCAGAGAUUGUUGCAGAGAAAUUGGUAGUGCUGAGAAGAAAUUUUGAAGAUAUUUCAGGAGAAGAAGAUUCAGAAGAUGGUUCAGUGCAAGAAGACUUUUCUGAAGUUGAGACAGACAGUGACACUAAAGGCCACUUAAAUAACUCAGAUAUUUCCUCACCGUCAAAGAAAUCAAAGGGAACCCUUCUGCGGGACAAAAGGGGUGAACGUUUUCAGAAUUCCAAACAUGAACACUUACCAAAUGAACCUGAGAUACAGAUUGAUGCUUCUUCGCCUCCAGAUGACGUCAUAAAACAUCUUGAUCAGUGGCUAGAGUAUGUCAGAGGUAGAGUUGAUAUCAGCAAAGAAAUUGUCCUUUGUUUAGAAUUAUGGGAUUUUGCAGGGCAGCAUAUGUAUUAUGCCAGUCACCCUAUCUUUCUAUCAUCUCGAGCAGUGUACAUAUUGGUACACAAUCUUAGUAAGCCGUUAGAUGCCUUAGCUGAGCCUUGCAUCAGACAAGGAACAAUUGAUGUCAAACUGGAAAACUCUAACAAUGAAACAAAUAUAGAGAACUUGUUGUCGUGGCUGGCCACGGUUCACAGUGUUGCGCAAGCACCACUAAAUGAUGGCAUAGAUGAUGAUUCACAACACAAACUGCCCUACCUCCGCCCUCCAGUGUUCAUUGUUGGCACACAUGCUGACAAACCAGUUGGUGACAUUGCAGUGAUGAAAAAACAAAUCCAGGAGAGAAUUUGUGGCAAGGAAUAUGAGAAGCAUGUGGUGCGGCCUCUCUACUGCAUUGACAACACAAGACCAUCUUCAAGACAGCCAGGUACAAUGUUGAACUGUAUUUUGUGGUUCCUGUUUGAAAAGGUGAUUGAAGCUUUGGUGGCUAAACAGAUUUAUCACAGAAAUCUACAACAGCUUGAAUACUAUGCAAGGAAAGAGUGUUUAAUGAAAGAUCGAGAUGAGUUUGACUCCAUGAUCAGUUUUUACCAUGGCCUGGGGAUGAUAAUCAAGCACCGCAGUACAAUUGUACUGAAGGCUCAGUGGUUGAUUGAUCUGUUCAAACAGCUGAUAACCAUACCACCUUUCAAUAAACAGAAUCCCCUGAAUGCUAAGUACUGGCAAGAACUUGAAGGAAGUGGCAUCCUCAGCAUGGAACAUGUUGAUCAUGUGUUCUCCAGCUUUAUUGGACAAGGAAUCAUCAAAGAAGACAUCUUGUGGUUCCUGUUUGAAAAGGUGAUUGAAGCUUUGGUGGCUAAACAGAUUUAUCACAGAAAUCUACAACAGCUUCAAUACUAUGCAAGGAAAGAGUGUUUAAUGAAAGAUCCAGAUGAGUUUGACUCCAUGAUCAGUUUUUACCAUGGCCUGGGCAUGAUAAUCAAGCACCACAGUACAGUUAUACUGAAGGCUCAAUGGUUGAUUGAGCUGUUCAAGCAGCUGAUAACCAUACCACAUUUUGAUAAAGUGCCCCCUUUCAGGGAGGUUAAUUUUACAGACAAUAUUGACUUAAAAUGCUACAAAUUUCAAAAGUAA
This is a messenger RNA of Stylophora pistillata, 2008 nucleotides long. RefSeq lists its product as uncharacterized. Gene Ontology annotation, molecular function: protein binding. Gene Ontology annotation, cellular component: cytoplasm. Lineage: Eukaryota; Metazoa; Cnidaria; Anthozoa; Scleractinia; Pocilloporidae. The record is from RefSeq and is a predicted model, not a curated record.